Molecule: messenger RNA, 1890 nt
Organism: Oldenlandia corymbosa var. corymbosa
Lineage: Eukaryota; Viridiplantae; Streptophyta; Magnoliopsida; Gentianales; Rubiaceae
Source: the annotation of a GenBank genome assembly
ACUUUCAGUCUCAGCGGGCGAAAAACCCUAUUUCCUUCUCCUCUUCCCCAAUCCCCCAGGCCUAAAUCGAAAAAAACUAAAUGGCCGCCGCCGCUGCUCGCCCUCUCGUUUCCGUUCAACCGCUGGAGAACGAUAUGGCGACGGACGGAGCCUCUGCCACAAACUCCGUUCCCCAACCCGCCGUCAUGAAGGCCCCGAUCCGUCCUGAUUUGGUCAAGUACGUUCACGGAAACAUUUCCAAGAACGCACGCCAGCCAUACGCCGUUUCCAAGAAAGCCGGUCACCAGACUUCGGCCGAAUCGUGGGGUACCGGUCGUGCUGUCUCACGUAUCCCUCGUGUUCCCGGUGGUGGUACCCACAGAGCCGGCCAGGGUGCCUACGGCAACAUGUGUCGUGGUGGUCGGAUGUUUGCUCCGACUAAGAUCUGGCGCCGCUGGCAUCGUAAGAUCCCUGUCAACCAGAAGAGGUUCGCCGUUGCUUCUGCAAUCGCCGCCUCUGCUGUGCCCGCGCUCGUGAUGGCCCGUGGUCAUCGCAUUGAGUCAGUUCCAGAACUUCCCUGUGUCGUCUCUGAUUCUGCUGAGGGAAUUGAGAAGACUUCCAACGCCAUUAAGGCCCUCAAGCAAAUUGGAGCUUAUCCCGAUGCUGAGAAGGCUAAGGAGAGCCACGCAAUCCGCGCUGGAAAGGGUAAAAUGCGUAACCGCAGGUAUGUUUCCAAGAAGGGCCCUCUGAUUGUUUACGGUACUGAAGGCUCAAAGCUUGUCAAGGCCUUCCGCAACAUCCCUGGUGUUGAGAUUGCCCACGUUGAGCGCCUAAAUUUGUUGAAGCUCGCCCCUGGUGGCCAUCUUGGUAGGUUCAUUAUUUGGACCAAGUCGGCCUUUGAGAAAUUGGAUGAGAUAUAUGGGACUUUUGAUAAGAAAUCCGAGCAGAAGAAGGGCUAUCUUCUACCCAGGUCUAAGAUGGUCAAUGCUGAUUUGGCUAGGAUUAUCAACUCUGAUGAGGUUCAGUCUGUUGUGAGACCAAUUAAGAAGGAGGUCAAGAGGGCACCAAUGAAGAAGAAUCCUCUCAAGAACUUGAAUGUGCUUCUGAAGCUUAACCCAUAUGCCAAGACCGCUAGGAGGAUGGCUCUUUUGGCUGAGGCUGAGCGUGUGAAGUCCAAGAAGGAGAAGCUUGCAGCGAAGAGGACACCCAUCACUAAGGAGGAUGCAUCUGCUAUUAAAGCUGCUGGAAAAUCGUGGUACAAGACAAUGAUCUCCGAUAGUGAUUACACCGAGUUCGAGAACUUCACUAAGUGGUUGGGCGUGUCUCAGUGAUUGACUUUUAUUAGAAUUUUUGGUUAUCACUAGUGUUGUUCUUAUUUAAACUUGUGGUUUAAAGACAUGUACGUUCUAUCUUUGGUUGGGAAAUGUGAAACUGAGUAUUCAUACUUGGUCGUCCAGUUCCCAACUCAUCUGGAGCUCAAUCUUCUGGAUAGUUUGAAGAGUUUUUGUUUGAAGAGAUUUUAUAUUAAGGAUAUUAUCGUAGCAUUUCAUUAUCAAUAGAUGCAUGCUGUGUAUUUUAUCAUCAAACUUAUAAUUUGUUGGUCUGAAAAUUGAGAAUCAAUUCUGAUCCAUACCAUACUCAUUUGUGAAUUGUAUUAGGCUUAGGUUCAUAUGGAUGGUUAAGCUAUUAUUUUGAUGUGGUUUGUUUCUUCUAGCUGGUAUAUGGAGACGGCUCAUUUGAAAAUUUGGAAGCCAAUUAAGAUAUCACAUGGAUGCUUUUGCUUGAAAGAAUUUGUGAUUCUUCACUCCAGGAAAAGCUUUCAUUGAGUAUAAAAUGAUGUGUUUAGGACUGCAGAAAUGUAGAUUAUUUCUAGCUAGAGUUUUAAAAGCGUUCUUGUGUGAUUGGUUCAAU